AUGCUCCUACACACCUCCAUCCUAGUCACACUUUCCACAGCCCUUGUUCGACAAACCUACGCUCUACCAGCCACCGUCGACUACAACAACCUCCCCACCACCAGCACGAUCCUCAACCUCCCCAUCCCCGCCCGCAACACAACCUACACCGUCCAACCCAACGACACAAUCCACAGCAUCGCCGCCCACUUCUCCAUCGGCGCAUGUGACCUCGCCCGCCUCAACGUCCUCGCGGACCCCAACUACCUCUACGCCUCCGAACCCCUCCGGAUCCCGCUCCACCCACUCCUCCCAUCCGACACAACCUGCUUCACCCCCAACAAUACCCUCACCACUUCAACCUGCAUCCCCGGCGGCCCCCACGUCUACACCAUCAUGCCAGGCGACACGAUCCAAAAAAUCGCGAACGAGCGCUUCAACAUCACCACGGACUCGAUCCUCCACCAGGUCGCGCAGACGGGAUACAUCGCUGCCUUGAAUCCAGGGAUCUAUGAUGUAUUAGAGGCGGGAGAGACGGUCAAGAUCCCCGUGUGUGAAGAUACGGUGUGCAAGAUGACGGAUUUUACCAUUACGUAUGGCACGGUGCAGGAUUUUGCGGGACAGUAUGGGGUCACGGUGGGGCAGAUUCUGGCGUUGAAUUUGGGGUAUAAUCAUACGGAGGAGGAGGCGCCGUUGGGGGUGUUGUUUGAUUGUGGGGUUGUGGGGUGA
Molecule: messenger RNA, 708 nt
Organism: Aspergillus ibericus CBS 121593
Lineage: Eukaryota; Fungi; Ascomycota; Eurotiomycetes; Eurotiales; Aspergillaceae
Exons: 2
Coding region: 1-708 (235 amino acids)
Source: RefSeq, a predicted model, not a curated record